CUGGUCACAGCUUGAAGUGGCAUUAUUGAAUCCAGAGCUGCCUCCAGUGCUAUGUGACAUUAUGCCUGUCAGUUUCUUCCUGUCCAUGAUCAAAUGCCAAACAAGAUCUUCUCCAUGGGAAGGACUUUACCAUCUCCAGCUGAGUUUGAAUGGACAGAGUAUCAGCAGCAUAGAUGAAUUACAUGAAGAGAACUAUACAUUCCAGUUCUCCAUGGCAGAGACACCUGUGGUGUUUCACGUGAACCCCCCAUAUGGAGUCCCAGGAAAUGUAAUACAAAUUCAUGGUCUGAUUCUGGCCCAAGAUUAUGAAACAUACAAUUUCAACGUAGACUUUAUUGAUGGGUAAACGGUG
This is a messenger RNA of Candoia aspera, 352 nucleotides long. Its product is annotated as fibrocystin-like. The record is from RefSeq and is a predicted model, not a curated record. Lineage: Eukaryota; Metazoa; Chordata; Lepidosauria; Squamata; Candoiidae. The transcript has 4 exons. Bases 62 to 346 code for a protein of 94 amino acids.